ACAGAUAGAAAUAGAGAAGCAGUGAGGGUACAAAAGUCAUUAUCCUAUUCACUGCUGAGCACAACAUUCAGGGACGGACACAGAUUUCAAAUUAAGACCUACACAUGCAAAACUGCAAAAUAUAGGAAUUUUAAGUGAUAGUAUUAUAAGUAUUUUUUGUUUAAACAUUUUUGUAUUGUUAAUUGUAGCAGUCCAAGAUGGCAUUUUUGCUGCUGUUGCUGACACUGACAGCAUGUGCUGCAAGUCCUCAAGAUCUGUCAGGUAAAAUGUUCACCUUUCCCCAAGAAACCAACACAGCUCGUGUGAUUCUGACACCAUCACCAAUACAGGAAUUGAGGGCUGUAACCGUCUGUCACAAGUCCUUUACAGACCUCAAACGAGACCACGCCCUUUUCUCUUUGGCCACACAAACUUAUACCAAUGCCUUCAUGAUUCAAUGGGACGAAACAAAGAAGGAAGUGCAGCCCCAUAUCGGGGAUAAAAAGACAGAAUAUAGAGGGCAGGACUACAAACCGAACAUGUGGCACUCCGUUUGUACUACAUGGGACUCUGCGUCUGGACUGGUGCAGCUGUGGUUUGAUGGACAGCCUUCAAUGAGGAAAUAUGUCAGCUUUGGAGCAAUCAGAGGAUCCCCCAUCAUUAUCUUAGGACAGGAGCAGGAUACCCAUGGUGGGGGGUUUGACCUGAAGCAGUGUUUCGUUGGCAUGAUGUCUGAUGUCCACAUGUGGGACUACACCCUCUCCCCGUGUGAGAUGCAGAAGUAUGUGGAUGAUCUAAACUUCACUCCAGGGAAUGUGCUCAACUGGAGGGCGAUGGAGUUUCAGAUUAUAGACAGAGUGCUGAUAGAAGAUAAACUAAUGACCUGUCACUAAAAUUUAAAACAAUACUAUCUAUAUAUUAGAAAGGCAGACAUCCCAUUUUCUGCACUUUUAUGUUCAAUGUAAAAUAUGUUACCAAUGUCAGUAUGCUAUGUUAAAUCAUUGUUUGUAAAAAGACCUUUACUGAUUUAUCUUAAUACAACAAUUACAUGAAAGAGUUAUUGUGGUCUGAUAAUUUUACCUGUCCGUACCAUGAAGAGAUUAACCUGACUCCGCCAGAUGGAUUGCUUCGCAUUUGCUCAGCAUAUCCA
Molecule: messenger RNA, 1129 nt
Organism: Perca flavescens (yellow perch)
Lineage: Eukaryota; Metazoa; Chordata; Actinopteri; Perciformes; Percidae
Product: C-reactive protein
Exons: 5
Coding region: 198-872 (224 amino acids)
Source: RefSeq, a predicted model, not a curated record